Molecule: messenger RNA, 3257 nt
Organism: Triplophysa dalaica
Lineage: Eukaryota; Metazoa; Chordata; Actinopteri; Cypriniformes; Nemacheilidae
Gene: sanbr
Product: SANT and BTB domain regulator of CSR
Exons: 21
Coding region: 508-2664 (718 amino acids)
Source: RefSeq, a predicted model, not a curated record
UACACAGCGCAACACAACCAGAGAGCAGGAAACGCAGAAUUAAUCCUCCGUCCUGAAUCAGCCUUGAACAUAUUUGAUCGUUUUCUUUAUUAAGCCUUUAGUUGGCGCUGAUACAGUUCUCAGUCCGCCCAUCACAUCUCAGCAUUCAGGCAGGAGUGGUUUAAAGCGUGGGAGGAGGGAGACUGCAUCUGAAACAUCAUCAUGCCCGGACCGGUGUGCGUGCACGUUGCAGCGCUUUUUAUCAGAUACUUGGCAUUUUAAAAAGAUCCGAGGACGAGAAUACGAGUCUGCGAAAUCAUGCUCAGUAAUGUUUCGAGCAGGCUUGUAAAAGCUAUGCAUUUGUUUUUCUUGUUAUUCAUAAACGCUGUCUGAAUGUGAACGUUGCUAUCCACAGCAUUAGUUUAAUGCUAUUUAUAUCCAGCUCGUCUCAUCUGCGCUCAGCUGGAAUGAAAGGGGAGCGUCGCUACCAGAAGAAACAACGCAUCACUCUGGAAAAGGGUAAAAUAAAUGAAUCGUGUUUGCUCUGUUAAUAAUAACUUCCCAUAUGACAACAACCUCCUGGUCCUGGAUAUGGUCCUGAGCUCCCUAUGGGCAACGCCUCAGCCAAUCAACUGGGAGAAUGUUGCCAAGUUGGUUCCAGGGUUCACACCAAAAGAAUGUGCACAGAGAUUUGAAGAACUGAAAACUACAGGCAGUUUCCCUCAUCUUGACGACCAAUGUAACCCGCUGACCGGAGCAGUGAGCUCCCCACCAGAAUCAUUUUCCUCAUAUAUCAAAUCCAACCUCCUGGAUAACGCUGAAGAGACGGGAGAACCAGAGUCCAUUCAUAGCGCUCUUUUGGUGUCAGCAGGCCACACUGUGGUUUCUACUCCUCGAGGAGCCUACGUAGAGAAUGAAGAUGAAGAUCCUGCAGACAAGGUGGAGGAGACAGAAGGGAAUAAUAGUCCCAACAUGGUAAUUCACGUAUGUGACGAAGCAAAGAACCUGAAGCAGGACUUUGUGUGUCCAAGAAACCUCCUGGUGAGAGAGAUGCGUUACUUUGAAGAAUAUCUCUCUGUGGACCCUCAACGCUGGGACGAGGUGGACAUCUCCGUCCAUUGUGAUGUCCAGAUCUUCGACUGGCUCAUGAACUACGUCAAGAGUCACAACACCGAACAUCCGCAAGGGCAACACAUCGACAAACCCAAACUGGAGCACAGCAAUGUCAUCUCAAUCCUGAUCUCCUCCGAGUUCUUGAAGAUGGAAACUUUAGUUGAUGAGUGUAUCCGAUUUUGUCACACACACAUGAAUGCCAUCAUAGCAACACCGUGCAAUAUGAGCUGCAUCAACAACAACCUGGCCGGACGCAUCGCUGAUCUGUUUGGUCACAACGAAGCAGAUGACCUCAAGGACAAAAAAGACAAAUUCAAAAGCAAACUGUUUCAGAAGAAGAUCGAGAGAUUGUUUGACACUAAAUACCAGAAUCAUGACUCCCUUCAUAAUGCAUCUACUCUGUACAGAUGUGGCCUUUGCCUUAAGCUUCUAACCAAAGAAACUGAGAAAAAAAUCCCUUGUGUUCCAAACAAAAUCAACAUAGAUUCCCGAGGAAAUAUUAUAUUCUCUCACACCAGACAUAAGGCCUGGGAGGUACAUGAAUAUGUGACUGGGCUUUAUGAAGAAUUAAAGUCCUGGGUUUUGGUCUACUGGAGAAUCUGGGGCACCAUCAACUUCCUAACAUGCUCACGCUGCAAACAGGCUUUCCUGUGUACAGAGUUGGGCCAGUGCAGGUACCACCCAGAGGCAGUUGUGUAUCCUGGUAUCGGGGCAGAUCAUAAAUGGCAUGGCAUAGGUCUUUACCCCUGCUGCAAGCAGAGGGUCCUAAGAUUCGACCCUUCCUCCAUUCCUACGGGCUGUAAAACAAGAGACCACAUUGUGAGUGCGGCAGAUGGUGGAGACUGCAGCGAUCACAUUGUAAACUCAACCCAGACCAGAAUACUGAAUGACCUGCUGCUGCACAGAGAGGCUAUGUGUGUGCCAGAGAGUAGUCCUGAGAGCCCUUCUGCAGGCAGUGAUUGUGUGCCAAGUUGUGAUAUAAUGCUUGAUCCAGGGGUGCUUACCGCCCACAGACCAGGGGAAAACACUGCUUUUUCACUGUUAAAAAACUGGAGUCUUCACCGGCGGCCACAGUCUCUGCUGUCUGAGGAUGAGGAGUACACUACAGGGUCAGAGGUCACAGAAGAUGAAGUUGGGGAUGAAGAAGACACCUCAAAAAAGCAAGCUGUAAAGAAAGCCAGAAAAUCUGGCAAACCUUUGAAAAGACAAGUGUCCUCUCCGAAUUUCCAGCGUAAAGAGAAAUCUGGAGAGAAGGCGCCCUCACGAGAUUCAACCCCAUUCAUUGUCAGCAUCCAGAAGAAUAAAUGGGAUAGCACUCGCUCCAUGAGGUACAAUCAAGACGCUCAGAGAGAGGAGGAUCAAAGGAGAAUGGAGGAGAUUAUAGCAAAUCUCACAAAAAUUCGCUUCGGGGACCAAGAGCAAACAAAGUUUAAAGACUCAAAAGAGCCUGCAGGUGGUCUGUACUCCAGACUGGAGGCCCAGUUUAAAGCUUCUCAAUCCAGUGGAAGAAAUAGCAGCACCGAGAAAACACUGAGAGCGAAGACACGCUCGGGGCCGUCGAGACCGACUUAGAUGAGUUUGUGAAAGGAGGAGUAAAGAAGUUGCUGCUGUUUGAUGAGGCAGAAGAAGUCUCCCUCUCUUCGUCCUUAACCCCUUUACCCUGGCCAGACGAGGAGAGAAGAACGAAAUUUUGGCGGAGUCAGUGAUGUCACAACUGUAGCUAUAUUACAUAACAAUGGACUUUAUUAAGACGGUUGCACUGCGAACAAUACAAGCUUUUGGCUGCUGUUGGACUGGUUGCACCCACAAAAAUAAAUCUUUGCAUAUUUUCCUUCUGCAUCUGCGCACGUCCCAUAAAUGACCUUUCGCACCUUUUACUUUAUACCGUGUCUCUCUUUCUGGCUCAGGUUCCAUUUCAACAGCAGCUUGUUGCAAUGUCUGUGCCCAUGCUUCAUAUACUGUAGUUGACUCAGGUGACCAGACAAAGCUCAUCUGCACCUUAAGCCGUACUAAUGCAAUGACUUUAACUUGUAUAGUACGCAAAUGAAUCCCUGGGUAGAGCUUGAGACGGACAAAAUAUGUGGACAUGUCUCCAGAUCCAUUUGUGCCAUUUGGACCAAUGUGUCAUGGAAUGGAAUACAGAAUAAAUAAUCAUUUAAAAUGAA